UCCAAAAUAUACACACAAAAAUACGUAAAUUUUGUGUGUAUAUGGAGAAUGAAAAGGUGCCCCAAUAACAAUCCAUCAUAAUUCAAAUAAGAUGGGGUUAGGCGCCAGCCAUCUGGGAGGCUCGCCCCCUUCUCAUCGGCCCCGGCCCCGUCGCCCCUCGAUCAGACGCACCAUCUCCUCAUUUCUCUUAUGCGGCGCCUCCCCGCCCCGCUCCCUCGCGGUGGAGGAUUGUCCAGCUGAGUUAUUGAUGAAUUCAGCAGAAAUUGGUGGUGGAGAGAGGUUGAAUGGAAAAGGAAAAGGUCCUCGUCUUUCCAUGGGUAGGAAAACUUGUCUAGUUGACGAUGGCAUCACAAAAAACGGAAGAUGCACAGCUGGAAAUGAAAUCGCAGCACUCAAAACAGUCUCAGGUGAUGGAGAUAAAUGUAAUUGCUCGUCAAAAUGUGGGGAUAUGAUUUCUUGUUCAUCCACUGCCAGUUCUAGUGAUGAUGGCACUGCAAGUACUUCUUCCUCCAUAGAUCAGCCAUCUCCAGACACUGUAAUAGCUAAGUUUGAUGCUUCCAAGGACAUUACCAGCAUCACAAGCAGUGAUUCUUCUCCGAUUUCUCUAGAUGAAGUUUCAGCAGGAAACAGCAUUGCUGAGGCUAUUGAUUCUUAUUCUGAAGAUACUUCUUUUUAUCAUGAUUCACCCGUGGCUUUCCACUUAAUGCACGAUCGGGGAUUGAUACCUUUGACUUCAGGAUUUAUAAUAUUAGGGAGAGAAGAAAGCAGGCAAGAGGGGACUCUGCGUCACGGAGAUCUAAUGAGUGCAUCCUCAAACAGUUUAACGAGUGUAUCCCCAGAUAGUCAUGAUAUAAGGAAUUAUACAUCAUUUUCAUUUUCAAGAAAUACCGUCUUUUCAACAAGUGGAUCUGAAUACUCAAGAUCUCCAGAUGGCUCUCACCGUGAUUUAACAGAUUUCUUUAGCACCAGCCUUCAUGGAAGUUUCAUGUCUCUUGGAAGUGAGAUACAUGGAAGUAAUGAGUUAGGGGAAAGACGCCAUGGCAGUCUCGAUACAUCGGAUUCUCCGACUGAUGUCUGCCCUAGAAGGAUACAUGCUGGUAGCUCAUGUUCAUGCCGAUUUGGUUUAUCAGCAGAGGAGUCUGGCUCACGAGCAAUUUCUCGAAUGGUCUUUCUUUCCCAAACAUGGUUUGAAGUGCUUGACCAAAUACACCACCAGCAGCCCAUGUCUAUUUCCUUGUCUGUGGUCUCACAACCAGCUCCAGAAUCAGUUGUUGCCUCGUUGCCAAUGAAGAUUUACGGAAAGGAAAAAAUAUUGGAAUAUGAAGAGGAUAUCUCACAGUGUCAGAUUUGCCUGGGAUCCUAUGAGGAUGGAGACAAGAUACGUAUACUUCCAUGCCAACACGAGUAUCACAUGUCAUGUGUGGAUAAAUGGCUCCAAGAGGUUCACGGUGUCUGCCCACUCUGCCGAGGAGAUGUUUGUUCAAAUUUAGACACCCUUCCCCGUUAGUAUGUUAGGUAAAUGGUGGAAGUUUUUCAGAGGUGAAGAUUUCUUGGAAUUAUUCAUGCCUGUUGUUGAAUGAGAAAGAAUGUUGAUGGUAUAUACCAAUGGAAUAUUUCGAUGCUUGCAUAA
Messenger RNA from Salvia hispanica, 1630 nucleotides. RefSeq lists its product as uncharacterized. NCBI's taxonomy places the organism in Eukaryota, Viridiplantae, Streptophyta, Magnoliopsida, Lamiales, Lamiaceae. The record is from RefSeq and is a predicted model, not a curated record.